Molecule: messenger RNA, 4396 nt
Organism: Xyrauchen texanus (razorback sucker)
Lineage: Eukaryota; Metazoa; Chordata; Actinopteri; Cypriniformes; Catostomidae
Product: rho-related GTP-binding protein RhoU-like
Exons: 3
Coding region: 430-1188 (252 amino acids)
Biological process (GO): small GTPase-mediated signal transduction
Molecular function (GO): GTP binding; GTPase activity
Source: RefSeq, a predicted model, not a curated record
AUCAUCACACUUGGAGCAGCGGACACGAAACCGCCUGUGAUGCUCAAAAUGCAGCACUCGCUAAGGGGUUAAAAAUGCUGUCUAGGUAGACAGCUCACUGGGCUUUGUGACACAACCAGUCAUGGUUUUUGGGAGUAAAGUGCCUCGGUCAGUUAGUUUUAGAGAGGGCGGAGAAGAGCUCGCCUCAUGAGAGCAUAACGUCAGUGAAUGUGUGGGACUCGUAUUUAUUUUUGUUUCAGAGUUAUUAUGUUUUACCUCCAUAUAAUCCAAACAAUUCUUGAUUUGAAAUGUGGCUGUAAGCGGACUGUUUUUCCUUAUCAAUGUAAACCGUUGUAAAACCGGAGACUCCGCUCUCUCAUUCAGAAGUGAGAAGUCAGAUGGAUUGCUAAAACUGGCGUUCAAACUUCUGGAAAGUCAGUGUUUUCAGAGAUGCCUCCGCAGGGAGGUAGAGAAUAUAAGCCUGUUCCAGGUACGGUUGUACCUCCGGUACCCCCGAGAAGAUUCAGGGGCAGAGAUUUGUCAUCAGCGGUAAAGAGCCGUUUCGGGUCCGCAGUGGAUCGCCGGGUGAAGUGCGUGCUGGUCGGUGAUGGUGCAGUGGGGAAAACUAGUCUCAUUGUGAGCUAUACCACCAAUGGAUAUCCCACUGAGUAUGUUCCAACAGCUUUUGACAAUUUUGCAGCGGUUGUAGCUGUGGAUGGCAAGCCAGUGAAACUUCAGCUUUGUGACACUGCGGGUCAGGAUGAGUUUGACAAGCUACGGCCGCUGUGUUACACCAAUGCUGACGUCUUCCUGCUCUGCUUCAGUGUGGUAAGUCCCACCUCCUUCCAGAAUGUGAGGGAGAAGUGGGUGCCUGAGAUCCGUCGGCACUGCCCGAAGGCACCUAUACUGCUGGUAGGCACUCAAGGUGACCUCCGGCAAGAUGUCAAAGUGCUUAUCCAGCUUGCGAAAUAUAAAGAGCGUCCAGUGGACACCCAAGAAGCCUGCUUAUGUGCUGAAGAAAUGCAGGCUGUCUCAUAUAUGGAGUGCUCAGCACUCACCCAGAAGAACCUCAAGGAGGUGUUUGACACAGCCAUAGUGGCCAGCAUCCAGUACUCUGACAGCCAGCAGAAAAGACUGAAGAAGCGCACGCCUGAUAAAAUGAAGAAUCUCUCCAAGUCUUGGUGGAAAAAAUACUGCUGUCUGGCAUAGAAGAAAAAUGUUUUUGUUUUUGUGGACGCGGUUUGAUUAGAACUUGCUUUUUAAAAAUACAAAUGGAAACAAAUCUAUCUGCUUUAGUGGAUUAACUGGAGCAGAGGUGGUCAUGAGACAUUGAAGAGGACAUAAUCUGUAGAAAAAAUCUGUUAUCUUUUUUGUCUUAAAAAAUGGAAUGAUUCAUAGCCAGCAGUUUCCAAGCCAUCUGCUACAAUGGACAAAAGAAUUUCACUGUACACUUGAAGAUCUGUUCUACUUUUGGAAAAUUCCAGUUUAACCUCAAAUGGUCAUUUGAACAAUUCAGGGUAGGAGUCAUCUGUCUGUCUUUACCUUAUCUCCUGUUGAGGAGGGUUUAAGUGGACUUAAGAGCUGCCUUAUUACUACAGAUCAAAUUAGACUACCACCUUUCCAGAACUGCACUCCUCCAUCCAAGUUUCGCUACACUGUAAGAAGCAAAGACCACCUUGAUCAAUUUCAACAAAGCCUAGUGUUGGUGUUUUAACGUUCUACAUUUCUAUAAACCCACAAAGAAUUCCUUAUUACUUACAUGAACAGUAUAACUUGUUGUAUGUUCUGUCAUGUAUUUGUCAAAGCAUUAAAGGGAUAGUUCAAUCAAAAAUUAAAAUUGUCUCAUCAUUAACUCACCCUCAUGCCAUCCCAGAUGUUUAUGUUUUUCUUACUUCUGCUGAACACAAAGAUUUUUAAAAGAAUAUUUGAGUUCUUUCAGAAUGUGAAAGUGGAUAUUUAUAGUAAAAAAGGACUUAAAUAUUGAUCUGUGUGGCAGGGCGGAGGGCGGGGCCGGGUCGUGAUCCUACGCACCCAGUCCCGUAUUAAGCUAAUCAAGCCUCCGAGGUAUAAAGGUCGACUGCAGGGUGUCGUGCGGGAGAGAGAGAUCGUUGACGAUCCCUUCUAAAGACAUAAGAUUUAACUACUGGAGUAGUAUAAUUACUUUUAUGCUGCAUUUAUAUGCUUUUUGGAGCUCGAAAGGUCUGGUCACCAUUCACUUGCAUUGUAUGGACCUACAGAGCUGAAAUAUUCUUCUAAAAAUCUUUAUUUGUCUUCUUGCUGAAGAAAGAAAGUCAUAGACAUCUGGGAUGGCGUGAGGGUGAGUAAAUUAGAGAAUUUUCAUUUUUGGGAGAACUAUCCCUUUAAUUGUUAUCUAGAUUAAAAGCAGAUGUUUGGGCACACUGUCAACUUGACAUCACUGACAUGUAUUUGGUUGUGCUGUUAGGGUGAAUGAUAGUCAAUUUUAGAGUCAGCAAGACACUGGGACAUCUCUCCAGGCUCUCUUGUUUACAUUUGGAGUUAAGUCCACACCCAAACAUGCUGUGAGGUCAGGGCAUUUGUAAGUGCAAGUAGACUUAGUUGGCCAGUUGGACUGUAUAUCUGGUCAUUGAACCUGGAGUUUCAUCAACAACACAAUGUUUUGGGAUAAGCGAUUCAGUUCAGGUUCAACAAAGUUGAAAUCUGUUGGACACAGAUGUACUUAAGUAUUUGUAUUUAUACAUUGUUCAUUCAUUUGAGAUGACAGACUAACCAACACAAAUUUGUUUCCACAUUUUCAACUGGGAAUUACAGACCAGUGGUCAUCAUUUCUUUCUAAUUACUUCCCAUUAAAAUAAAUGAAAAAAAAGAAGUUAUUAUUACAUCUACAUUCCAGACUCUUCAUGGCAAUGCGAUUUAUACCAUUUUUUUAUGUCAAAAUUGUCACAGAAAAUCUUUUAAUGUAAGAAAAUUGUCUAUAGUUCUAGAUGUGUGUUUGUUUCCAUAAAAAACAACAAUGUCCUCCACAUCAUACUUUGAUAAACGUUAUGGUCCUAUCAUUGAAGAAAGUCUUUAUAACAUUUGUGUUGGAUUGUUCCAGGACAAAUUACACUUUAUAUCAAGCUUUCACAUCAGAUGAACUGGAAAAGUCAUCUGCUGCUAUGCGAUAUGUGAUCAAGUGCAAAGUGAAUGACAGUAAUAAAAAGUUAAUGGUUCACUACAUAAGCUGGGGUAGAUGUUGAAGAAUUACUGCAUCACUAGUGGCAAACAUUUUCCUUCAUGAGCACCAAAUGAACCCUGAAUUAACAGAGAUACAGUAAUUGCUCACAGUUCUUUGUAUGCCACUUUUAGUGUUAGAUUAUGCCUGAUCCUGCUAAAAAAGACCAGCUUACACCAGCAUCACUUUACAUUAUUUUAGUCUUUCUUUUUUUUUCAGUAAAAAACAUUCUUCUAACAAUAUAAAUUUACUUGAGAAGAAAAAUUACAAGAUAUUUGGAUAUUUGAUAACAAAAUCUACUAAUGUUUAUGCUUAAAACAAGUUUAUUUUUCUUACCCCAUUGACAAAUAGUUUUUCUUGUUUUAAGAAUAAACCCUAAUUAUGAGUUAUGUUACAUUUCUCUGUAGCUGCUGAUUCUGAAGGUGUAAGCUUUUUGACCAUGGAAUUCUCGCUGUUUAGUCUAGUUACGAUGUCUGGUUGGGACACCAUCACCCAAAACACAACAUACUGUAAGCUGGUAUCUUUUCAGCAGGGGAUUGUGGCAAAGUGUUUAAAGAGUGUUGAGACUGUUGAAAGUAAGUGGCUCUCAGCAAGUGAUUAUAGUCCUGUAAACUGCAAGUGUUGAAGGUGAUGGCAUAAUGUGAGUUGUACCCCCAAAUCAAACAAUCAUAUUGGUCAGAAAACAAACUAUGUAAUGUGAUGUUGUGGAAAGGAUAGGCAUGCUGUAAACAGUACAUUGUAGUUAAUCAUUUAUCAAAAAAUAUAUUUGUGGUCAUAUAAUGUGAAUUUCAGAAUUACAUAUGUUGAAACAAUACAUGUAGUUUACAAUACAUUUAUUUACUUAAACAUUGUUCUAAACCUGUAUGACUUACUGUUUUCUAUGAAACAAUGAACACAGAAUUUUCUCUUGUCAGUGAACAAUCCCUUUUUAGUUCAGACUGACCGAACCAUAUGAGUGCUACAGUGCUGUAUACUUUCAGGGAAAGAUCAAUAGCUUGGUCAGAGAUUUUUGACAAGUAGCCAAAUGUUCACUUCAAACAGAUGCUAUUUGUUUAUUCACUGAUUUUUUUGUGCAUGUGAGUUGCAUUGCAGUGAUGUAUAUUUACUUUGUGAGUGAGCUCAUUGCUGCAGCGUCCCACCAGACGGAACUGUUCAGGAUCUGGUGGUAGUUCAGAUGAAACUGACAUGUAAUAACAGACAUGCCUGUAGGUUAUCUUUCACAAA